Octopus sinensis (East Asian common octopus) is the source of this 8985-nucleotide messenger RNA. RefSeq lists its product as uncharacterized. NCBI's taxonomy places the organism in Eukaryota, Metazoa, Mollusca, Cephalopoda, Octopoda, Octopodidae. The coding region runs from base 253 to 8964 and encodes 2903 amino acids. The transcript is spliced from 24 exons. The record is from RefSeq and is a predicted model, not a curated record. Gene Ontology annotation, molecular function: guanyl-nucleotide exchange factor activity. Gene Ontology annotation, biological process: small GTPase-mediated signal transduction.
CCCCCCUCCCAUCAAUAUCAUCAUCCUCUUACAUCAAUCAUAACAUGACAAACAGACACCUGAAACUGUUCUUACUGAUCGGUCAGUUCACAUCAGUUUAGCCAGUCCGGCCAGAUCAAUGUCUCAAAUUUUAAACUGAUUAUCACCCACCACCACCACCACCACCUGUUUCACUGUUCCCCCACCAUCUCUUGUCAUUUCAUUUGUGUUGGCUCCUCUCUGGAUAACGUAGCAAAACUAUAGGUUUUAUGAAUGGCUGGGACAUAUCGACUGUCCCCUCUCAAUGAAGGUGAUGAGACCCUAAAUUUUGCCAGUCUCUUAAGCAAGCUCCCUGGCUCUAGAGGACCCACAAGCUCAGAACUAUGGGCCGUCUGUUGGCAGAGUGUGAAGAUCUUAAGAGAGGUUAACAAACUUGGUGAUUUUUUCCAAACGCUUUGUAUCACGCCUUCAACUCUUGCCUUUGAACUGGACACUGGUCACCUGCGGCUUCUCGAUUUGUAUGUAGACCCAGAUGUGAAGUUUGUACCCCCAGAAUACGAGAUACAAGGAAACAGCUACAAGUCUCACCUCUAUUCCUUAGGCAAGACUCUCCUCUCAGCCAAGCCCCAUCCACCAAGAGAAACGAGUGACACCUACAACACUUUACUGACCAGGCUGACCUCCCGUGCCCCAGAGGAACGACCCAGUGUGGAGGAGGUGGAACGAGUUUGUUUAGAGUCACUAGGAAGGGAGGACCCCAUAGCCAUCUGUCUGAAAUUGUUCAACAGAGCAGUGGACACUGACCCUCAGCAGCAGCAGCCGCAGCAGCAACACAAUUCAGGUGUCCAUGAUAAUUGUGUUAAGUUUGCUGAGAACAUAAAGCAAGAAUUAUCCAAAGCAGAUUUUUUGAAACUGGUACCAAAUGAUGUAAAACUCUCAGCCCUCAAAGACACCAAACUGGCAGGCGAAUACCACCAAGGAUGUUCUUCUAAAGCAGGAAUUGAAAGUUGCAGGCAAUUAGAACCACAGAUAAGUUCAUUCCCUCUGGAAUCUGGAUUACCAUUUACCAAAGUGGAAUGCUCUGUUGGAAAAUCUGUUGUUGAAGUAAAACCAGUCAGCUGUGAAAGAGUUGCUGAUUUCUCUUGUGUUGAAAUUUGUGAAUUGAAGGAAAGCAACCAGGAAGACAAACAGAAUUCUGUCCCAGAAGAAACCCUGAAAAAGGGAGAUAUUUUACUGAAUUUCUCACCAAACCAAGUCAACAACAAGAGUAAGGGUCAUGAAUUAAAGGUGGACAGUUUUAAGGGUAGAUCUGUAAAGACUUUUGAAGAAGUUCCUUCCCAAAGCGAACAUUUUAAAAUUUAUAAUCCAGAUAUUAUUCGUGGGUCAAUGUCAAGCGUAGAAGCAGAUGACAUUGUGAGUGGUGACAAUAAUAAUGAGGCUGAUGAGGGUGAUGUUGAUAAUGAAGAUGAUGAUGUCACAACAGAAAGAAUCCAAAGUUGUGAAGGGUCAGUCUUUAAUAACAACAUUCUAACUCAACAAGAUCAUGCAACCGAUUUCCUACCUAACAACACAGAAACACAUGGGAAACAGAUUUUGGCCAAUGAUCACUGUAGCAAUUUAGAUGACGGUUCUGCUGUGGAACUUAUCCGUCUUGGUAAUGCAGACCGUAGUGUUCUCUGGAAUUUUGAGGAGGGCAAAGUAAACCUUGUUGAUCUCAUACUUGGAGAUAAUGGUGAGAAUGAGUCAAUUAAGAGAGACAACCCUAGAAUAGAACUAAAGAGGACAUUUGACAAAGAAACCAAUAUUUCUACAAGUGGAAACACUUCAAGAAUUUUAAGUGGAGAAUCUCAGACAUUUUGUGACACAUAUGGAACCAGCGUUACUCAAGAAGCAACAAGUAUUAUGUCUGGUGCCAGCCUUAAUUUUCAGACAACAACCGUUCUUUCUGGUACAAACUUCAUCAACGAAUCAUUCGACAAGAUUCCUGAAUGUCAGAAUACUUCGCAGCUGACAUGCACAGCUGAAGGAAUUAAUGCCACUGAAGACAGAGAAAUGGCAAGUGGAGAGAAUUGCAGAAAGCAGGGCAGCCCUGACAGUGAGCAUGAGGAUGAGGAUGACGAGGGAAAAGAGGAUAACAACGAGUCUCUGUUGGAAGAGAUGCAGGAUCCAACACACAUCACAGCAGAAGAGGCCCAGAGGAAAUUAAGAAACAUUGCUCAGACCAAGGUGAUUACACUGCAGGACAUUAUUGACGUCAGUGGAUUGUACUUUGAUGAAAUUGAAAUCUGGGCCUUAUGCAGAGAAGCUGUCAAGUCUUUGCAGAAUACCCCGUAUAUUGUGUUAUAUGAAGAACUAGACAUGGUCGGGCUGCAACCAGAUGGACAUAUGGUGUUCACUGACCAACAAAGGAUCAAGCAAGAGCAUAGCAAAGAUACACCGAUCAACGAAAAGCUGAAGGUUGCUGUCCGCAGUGUUGGUGCGAUCCUGUGCCGAGCUGGGGGUUCAAAGUGUUCAACGUCAAUAGCCGAGUUGAAUAUGUCUGAUGACAUAACAGAUCUGAUUGGAAAUAUGACACUUUCUCAGCCGCAAGACACAGUGUCCUUUGAAGAUUUAUGUCAGAAAUGCGAAGACUAUGAAAGAACUGCGGUGUAUACGUCUCAGAAUAUCUGCCAGAGUCUUUAUGAAGAAUGUUGGCACAAAUUGGCAAUGAAAAUUGAAGAAGAUGGCGCCAGCUCUGAAGAAGAUUUUGUUAGUAAUGGAGAUCUAAAUGAUGCUAACUCUGAGAAAUCAGUAAAAAAUACUUCCUUUGAUAAUGGUUCAGAUGAUACACAAAAAUCAGCCUUUGUAUCCGUGUUAAACCAGCCGGACAAACCCCAAAGUAAGGUCCUCAACAACGAAAAUGUGGACCUUGCUGUCCCUUAUGCUUUCAGAUCAGUGGCUACUCAUUUCAAACCAAUAGUGGUAAAUUCAGGAAGAUUCCCUGCCAUUGGUGAGGAGGAAGAAACUGGCGUGAUGCUGGAAGCCACAUCAUCACAAGAGACUUCUCAAAGAAAAAGAAAUUCAACUUCUCCAGUUCUUACCCCAGGUCAGCGUGUUGUUGAGAAGCUGAGACAACUGGAGCAAGUUUACACAAAACGGUACCCUAGGGCUACCUCAUUUGGGUCCAGACCCCAAAAAACACUUGAAUCAAAUGUGACCAAAGUUGAGAAUGUUCCAUCAGGUGAGGCUGGAAGAGGAGACUUAUGCCUGUCCCAGAGAUUCGACAUGGAACAACUUGCUGAAAUGAUUCUGAACAAACUCCAAGAUCAAAAGACAACAAGCUGCAAACCAAUUCUGCCACCAAAGAUGUCUGAAUAUCAGGCAUUGGCCUAUGACAACCAGCAGCUGCCUGUAGUGAUGGUUCCAGCUCAAAACCUUACCAUGACAAUGGGUCUUCCAUUGGUCCCUGCUUGUGAAGCUAAUCAUGGAGAGGCAGCCAGGUAUGGCUUUAAUAAAAUCAAGUCCCCUCAGUCAAUGGCUUGCCUUCAAUGUGGCACUCAGUCUAUGAGUUCCGUUUCUGUUUCUUCUUCUCCUUCUUCCACUAUAUCAUCUGUUUUACCAAAUUUCUCAGAGACACCGACAAGUAACCAAUCGAGAUAUUCUUGCUCUGACAACGAUGGGAAGGAAAUGGCAGCGGAUUUUUGCAACUGUGGCAGAUCAAAGCGAACCCUGAAACUACAGAGCAACACAAGCAGCGAGGGCAGCAACAGUAGCAGCAGCAGCAGCAGUAGCAGCAGUUACUGUCAGUUGUGUCUCGAUGAAAAGCAAAUCCUGUUUCCCCAACAAUCUCGGUGUGAAGAACUAUCAAGGAAUUUCGAUGGGUUUCUUGGCCAUAAACUUCAUUUCCAAGAACAGAACUUUGAUGGCGUUAAUGAGGAAUGUUUAAAGACCUCUUGGCAGCAGAGUGCUCAACAACAACAAAAACAACAUCAGCGAGAUCUUCCCCACCCCUGUCCCCACCACCACCACCAACAACAAGGAAAGCUGCAUCAACAACAACAAAAUCAUUGUCAAGAACAGCAAAAACAAUGUCAGAAUGAUGAAUACCAAAACCAACAACAACAACAACAAGAAAAACAAGAAAAACAAUGUCUGCAUUCACCUCCUCCUUCUCUAAUUCCUUCUCCACACCACCACCACCACCACCAGCACCUCCACCACAACCGUCAUCAUCAACAGCAGCAACAACAAAAUGAACCAAACCAAUUAGAAGACUGCUACCAGCAGCAGCAGCAGCAGCAUCUUCAUUAUCAAUGCCACUACCUUCAGCAACACCAACGACUCCAUCAUUGUCAUCAUAAUCAUCAUCAUAAUAGUCAUCAGUUACAGAAUCCUCAGCAGCAGCAGCAGCAGCAGCAACACCACCACCAACAACAACAGAUGAAUGACAGCCCCUUAAUCAACAGCUCCCAAACUAAUGAGAAAAACAACAACAACACCAGUAAGAAUAGAAGUAGUUGCAGCAACGAAAAGUUUCCAACAGGCAACAGAAGGGAGUCCAUAUGUGGCGUUCACCGUCAACAAAGUGCAAUAGAGAAUCAGAACAUCGAGGUAUCAAUUGUGAAUCCACACAUCAGUGACAAUGAUGACAGCAACAACAACAGCAACAACGACAACAACAAAAAUGGUUCCGUGACGAGAAUAUUUGAUGAGUGGAACCAGCCCAAUGUCUGUGAGAAGAGCUGUUGCAAUGGUGGCAUAAAUGUCUGCAAUGAAGAUCUGCCUUUCAAUGGCAAAGCUUUGCAAUGUGAUGGUUCGUCUGACAAUGCUGUCGACUGCUUGAAAUGUAAACUCGAUGAAAUUCUUUGUUCUUUACAGAAAAGGUGCUUCCAUUGCAAGAACAUGCAAAACUGUGGCAGACACCUUGCUGAGCAUCAACACCCUUGGAAGGAAUUCAACGAACGCUGUGAAAAGAAUUUAAAUGGUUCUUAUAUCCACAGAGAAGCCAAUCCAAGCAGUGGGUCACACCAAAUUCUUUCUCCUAUGUCACUGGUUGACUGUCAAACCAAGAAUGAGUACAAAAUGAGUUCAAGGAAUGAAUUCAGCAUUAGAAAACACUUAUGUUGUUCUUCUGUCUGCACAAAACAAAUUUCUGAAGAAACUGUCCUAAAUACUGACAUCGCAGGAACUGCCAGGUGUUCCUGCCUCAAAGAGCCCAUGCCAAAUGUCAGUUAUGAAGUGUCUCCAUUCAAAGAUGAAUCUAAAGAAGUCAGUAAAAAUCUCUGUUCAAAAGAAACUCCAUUAUAUGCCCAAUGUGAAAGAAUCCCAAAUAUUUCCACUCCGUUCAUAUCUCCCAGGAACGAGUGUCAAGACGCUAAAGAAAAUGGAGUGCAAAUUGAACAUUGGCAGCAAGCUGAGAUCAGUGAGAGAAAGCAAGAUAGCAGCCGAGAGGACCGACCAAAGAUAUCAGAAGUGUUUGGAACUUAUUGUAGAUCAGACAAAAUAGUUGCCAAGCAACUGAGCUUGGUUUACAAAAUCAUGGAUUUACUCCAACCAAAGUCAGCUUCAGAUUCAGCUGUUAACGAAGAAUCAGACCAUUUUCUAAUAAGUGCAGGGAUUGGAAGUUUAAAAGGUUUACCAAAAGACAAGUUCCGGUUAAGUCUUGCCACAAUGUAUCCUAAACAACAGUGGGAACAGCAAUGCCUGGAAGCGGUCUUUGAUCUCAUCAAUGGAGACUCAACUCUGAAGGAGGAACCAAGGUGGAAUGACACAUCCCAGCAAGCGUACCAGGAAUCGUCUGGAGAGUGGCAUCUAUUUGAUAGUCUUGAAAUGGCCAGCCACCAAACACAGAGAAAUUUUUAUGCUGAUUCAUCAAACAAAGACCAUAAGAUGGAACCUCAACCAAAAGUGACAAAAUCCACACAAAACAUCUCCUUGGAAUCUGUCGAGCAACAUAGGAAUCUGUCAGGUGAAAACUGUGAACAUUUUACGGAUAUAAGUAUUCUCAAGAAUUUUGCUUAUGAUGAAGACGUCUGUUGUGACCAGGGUGAAGUUGUAUACCUGAGAUCAGAUCCUGUAAAUAUGAAGGCUUUUCAGAAGCAGGAACUGGUUGAGAACCCUGAAAAGAUUUUGCAAUACGGGUUGAAGGGGGAAACAUCAAUGAGUUAUGGUAAUGAUGAUGAUGAUGAUGACAAUGGUGAUGGUGGUGAUGAUGGUGGAGGUGGAGGUAGUGCUGGUGGUGGUCUAGAUGGUGUUAAGAGAAAUUUUGGAGAAGAUGGUCCCAAAGGUAUGUUCCAGCCUGAUCCUUUUCACACCAGAAAGUUUGAUAAUUCUGGACCAACAGGAGAUAUUCAAUAUAUACAAGGUCUAAUGGAGACUUCAGACAGGUGCUUGGAUCAAGGAAUGGAUUAUACCAAUCCAGAAAACCAAGGAUCAGAAGAAGAAAUUGAAGAUGACUUAAGUUACAAACUUUACAUCAGGGAUAACUUUUUAGAAAGAUCUCAAUCCAGUGGCUGUUCCUUUGGGAAACAUGAAUUUCAAGAGAUCCUCUUGUCUGACACCUCUCAGGAAGACAAGAAAGAGAUAGAAACAAUCCUUGAAUCUGGUGCCAGUACCAAAAACGUCGAAGACACAGCAGAAGGAGUUGAUAUCCAGAAAUUCAUGCUCCCAGAAGGAUCUAUUGAAGAUAUACCACAACAAUAUAAGCUUGAUGUUGGAGGUUCUAACUGCAGUAAAGAAGUGAACAGGAGUGAUGAGUCAAAGACAUCAGAGCAGAGAAGAACAGUUCCACCAAAUGAAUAUCAACCCAGAAAAGAUUGGAAAGUGGACCAAUGUUUGUUAGAUGGAAAUGUAAAAACCGUAGAGACAAUGACGCAAGAUGAUGACAAUCUGCAAUGUUCUGGGAAUGUCUUGGAGACAACAAAUCUACCAGCAAAAGAAUCGCAGGGUUGUACAGAGUAUUACAGACCUAUCACAAGAAAUCGGUGGUCUGUGCUGAAGGACUAUGCUGAAAGUGACAGCAGAGUUAUUUACCAUUCUGCAGACUUGAUGAAUUUCUCAAACAACAUGGAAGUCAAACAAUUCCUGAAUGAUAUUGACAAAUCUGAUGCCAAGUCUUGGAAGACCAAAUUGUCAACCGCUCAACAACAGGUGAUGCUGAAAAGUAAGGAACAGCAGAAGAUGUGCAGAUUUUACCUCAAAAUCAAGACAAAGGCUGCAUGGAGUAAAAGUGAAUGGCAGCAGAUGUCAAGAGUGUGGAACGAUCUGAAGGAGAGCAGCAACACUUUAAGCUGUUACAAGGUUUGCCGAAACCAUUUAGAGAUGUUGAUUUGCAGUGAAUGUAGCAUUCCUUGCAAUCUGACCCAUGCGCUGGCCACAUGUAAAGCUGAUAAUAAGGAGGAAUCGGAUUCUUUUAUAUUUCUAACACCCCAUGAGGAUAAUCCUUUGUUGCAUUAUCACUCAACAGAGGUUGAGAGUGAUUCGUGUAUGGAUGAGAACACCCUGCUCUAUGCAGGGGCACUGCAAGGACUCUUUGCCAACCUUUAUACAAGGACUGCACUGACCAGUGGCUACAUCCACCAAUUCUUUUACUGCUAUCGGUACUUCACCUCUCCACUCCAACUCUUCACUUUUCUCAGGCAGACAUACACAAUGUCUCACAAAUUCCAACCUUCCCAUAUGGCUGCCAUCAUUGCCAAGAGGACUCUGCUGUUGCUCUCCUGGUGGCUUAACGAUUAUUACACGAUUGACUUCAAAGUGAGAACCACCUUGAAACGGUUGGUGGAAGAGUUCAUUAUGAAGCUACCAGUGGACGAUGAGACAGCAGAAAUGGUUAGGACUGCGUGGACAUUCCACACUGCUGGACAUCCAGAGGUGACAAGAAAGCUCAUGGCUGAGGACAGCCUGGUCUCCCAUGUCUUGUCCACAGGGAACAAGACGAAGCGUAUGUCCUGUUCCGACCAUGAUGUCCACCAGAUCGAAUACCUGUUGGCUUCCAACAUGAUAAGGGAGAGAGCAGGGAGCUGUUUAACAAUUCCUAGCAAAACUGCUGAAGAACCUGUGGAAGAUUCCGGAACGUUUUGUCUCAAGGAUUUCACGGCUGAAGAACUGGCGGAACAACUCACUCUUAUGGAACAGAAUUUAUUCCAAAACGUACAUCCUGUGCACUUUCUGAAUUCAAAAUACAAUGGUUUCACCCCUUCUCUUUCAAUUCCAGGAUGGAGUAGCACUCGAUCAAUUCGAACAAAGAGAGAUUCUGCCAGCAGCCUGUUUGUCCAGGACAGCAAUCCAAGUUGUUCAGUUAUAGAAAUUCAAGUGAAACAUUCUCAUGAAAUUGCACAUUGGGUCGGAGCAGAACUUAUUUUGGCCCCUUCUACAAAAGUACAAGUCACAAUAUUGGAGAAAUUCCUGAUGAUUGCCAAGAUAUGUCUUGAUCUGCAGAAUUUUGCAACCAGCACUGCCAUUUUGGAUGGUUUGCAGAAUGCACUGAUCAGACAACUUCCCAUGUGGAAAGAACUGAGUCCAAAAGUUAUGACAAACUUCACAUCUCUGCUGCUCAUGAAGACUCCUGGUGCAUGCUCUGUGGCAUCAAGUGAUAAGAAUAUGAUGGAAAUAUCAUGCCAACCACAGAUUCCUGCCAUUUUACCAUUCUUGCUGAAUGUCCAGCAGAGUGAGAUUGGGAGUUUCACACUGACCAACGGAAUGUACAAAUGGGCCAAAAUGAGACACAUUACAAAAGCCAUUGACCCAAUACGUCAGUUCCACCAAUACCAAUACUCCUUCAGCCCUUCCCGACAGCUCCAGCUGGGCUUACAUUGCAGGAUUGAAAGCUUCAAAUCUACAGACCUGAAUGUGCUGGCGCAAGAACAAGGCUGCCUGAUGGACCGAGAAUCAACCCCAGGUGGCAAUGCCCUGCACAGAGUAAUCAGAAGAGUGAAGAGUUCAAAUCACCAUGGUAACACACUUCAGAAAGUUAUGAAGAGAGUGAAAGAGAAGCUAAACAAAUAAACACACUAUCAUCAUCAUCAU